CCCGGCCAAGCCCACCAGGAGGUGCGCUGUCCUAAAAUGUAAUCGUGGCCUUUAUGUUCUUUGAAAUGCUCCGUCAGUCACACUGCCACGGAAGGGAGAGCUAACAGAAGCUUUCCCUUUCCCGUUCCAUGGUUGUGCAUCACAAGCCAACAUCUCCUAGCAACCGGCUCUGCAAAGGAUGGCCAACUUGUCGGCUGAGGGCGUUGAGACGGUCAUUGAGCUGCAGAAGAAACGGGGGCGCCAGUAUCUGAGGGAACUGCUGGAAUGGGAAGAGUUUGACGAAAUCCGGGAUUUGCGUCGAAGCAUCCGACUUGACACCAUCUACUACAGUCUCGUGUUUGCGGCUGAGAAGGGCUUGCCCUGGCUGACUGUGGCUGAAGUUGGGAACUUGACGGUAGAGCUGCUGGAUGAAACCCCAGGUUUGCCCAUUUCACAGGCCAUCCAGCUCCUACAAGAGAAGCUUGCUGCCUUCCAGGUCAAGCUGCCUGGUACCAAAGUACGUGCUGUGUGUGAUUACUUUCACAACACUUUCAUCAAGCAUUACUGGCUGUACCAGUUCACAUUAGGGCGGGAGAGAGACUGCCGUCAGACAUUUGCUAGCCUUGAAGUCUACUGUCCACCCACUCCUUGGCCACUGAUGGAAGCCAUGGAUGUUGAAGUCUGGAAGUACCAGCAACAGCUGGCUGCUCUCUCUGAGGCAGAAGACCAGAAGAGGGCAGAGGUGGCAAUUAUCCGAGAAAGCUUGGCCCAGGAGAGGGAACGUACACUGCAGAAAGUGUACAGAGAUGUCCAACGACAACCACAAGUCCUUAGCAAAGAGGCUCUGGUGUGCCUUGUCAAAGAAGCAAUUAAGACCCAGAUCCAGAGUCUGCAUGAGAUUCUCCAGAAUGAGAUCCAGGUCACCUUUGAAAUGUUGCAGUUAAAGCUUCAGAAAAAGGUCCUGAUGCUCAACCCGCCGGUCCCAUACCCUCCACCACCCACCCCUGAAGAAACAAAGGGAUCCGGCAAAAAUCCAAAGAAGCAGGGGAAAACAAAGGAAAAUGUUGAGGGAGAGAAAGAGAAAAAGAAGAAAAAGAAGAAAUAAUUUGUAUUGAGGUGCGCACAUGAAGCCAUACUUCCCUUUCCAGUUCCACCUUCUUUGUAUUGGGAGUCUAAGAGAUAAGAUGGUUAACCUUUGACUGGGAUGUACCUUCUCAAACUGCAAGUAGCAUCGUACAUGAUUGAAUGCACAUAUGAAAAGACCCUUCGUUCACUCAGUGGGGGAAGAGUUACAGCCUAAUUUCUGAUGCAUGCUAAUUUUCUAUGGACUGGGGAUUUUUUUGAUAGAAGAGCCUCUUCCACUAUUUUGGAAACUGGAAAUUUAAUCUGUAUACCGCCCUCCCCCGAAGGGCUCAGGGCGGUGAAGUCUACACCAGCCAUCUGAAAAGGUACAACCCGGGCAUAGGUUUGACUACCUCUCUGAGAACUUGGCCUGAAACUGUUUGUUCUCCGGAGAAGAACAGAGAUCUACAAGCGGAGGAACCCAAGCCUGUGUGUGCCUAAAUGUAUGCUGGUAUUUAAAAGUCACCAAGUAUUGCUGGUGUGGAAAUUUGUAGCCACCGAUCCUUAGGAUGGUACCCAGUGCUAAUUGGUGCUUUAACUAUUCUCAUGACCCACACUGAAAAGCUAUCCCUAAUAAAGUUGAAAGUUUUAUCAUCCUUUUAAA
Messenger RNA from Sphaerodactylus townsendi, 1705 nucleotides. RefSeq names its product linkage group 01 C8orf74 homolog (gene LG01H8orf74). Lineage: Eukaryota; Metazoa; Chordata; Lepidosauria; Squamata; Sphaerodactylidae. The transcript is spliced from 4 exons. The coding region runs from base 179 to 1084 and encodes 301 amino acids. The record is from RefSeq and is a predicted model, not a curated record.